UUUUGUUUCUUCUAUGCCACUCAUGUCUUACUGACAGACUACGACUUGAACGGCGACUACGACCACUACGACAGUGAUGACGGCGCCGAAUACGACAUCGACGAUGACUAGCGUGAUGUCGACGGCCGACUCAGAGACACCCACAGACGAACUCGCACCAGCAAAUCUCUUGCUCCCCAUUCCCGCACCUUCCCUGAAUAACUCACAGUCUUCGUUCUCAUUCUCCCGUCCAUCAGAUACAGAAUGGAACUCACUCCCACCGGAAGUAGCUUCUGCAGACAUCUCAAUAGCUCCUGAUGGCAGCUUCGUCGAGACUUCAUCCGGUUCCGCUGCCAGAGAACUAAAGAGGCGCUACGAUCAGUUUCUCGGUGUAGGCAAAGAUGUCCGUUCUCCGUACGCCAUCACCGCCUUUGUCAAUCAACACGGAAAGCAGAUGUAUCGCGUCAGUCGUCGCGAUGCAGGCGCUCCCGCUGCUGCUGCUGAGGAAGCAGAGCAAAUGACCCACAAGGUGUCCAUGUCCGUUGAUGCCUCUCGUACCCGUGCCUCCAAGACCCGUUCGCGCAUGAGUUUCCUCACACAGAAUAAAGCAAAGUCCACCGCCCAGGAAUCUCACCACAUUUCCACCACCCAGACGCGUAAGUUGGUACGAAGAACCCGCUCAAUCCCAGACAUGUUCGGCAUGGCUGCCAGCUCAUCUGUUGCAGGCCCUUCGGUACAACCCACUCCCACCGGUAGGACUCAUUCACACAGUGUCACUGGUGCAGAUAUGCCACGUCCGCAACCAGCUACUCUUUUCUCUGAUCCGCCCAAACAGCCUACCACAGACAUCUUUGCAGAUGUCAUGCAGUGGUCAAACGGCUCCAUACCCCCCUCGCCAUUUUCGAGCACUGUAUCUGAAGGCAACGCAUUACCAGGUUUCAUUCCAAAUCCGUUUGGACUCAGCGCCACUUUUGAAUCGCCCACUAGACCGUCUUCUAAUGGGUUUUUGCCUAUGCCCCGUGCCCUAAGGGAGAUGCAGUCGUUCGAGUCCGGUCUCACCGCGCGCGCAGGAGAUACUACACAACGAGCCGAUACUCCGGACUCCAUCCUCCCUCUCAGCGUCUCGCCCGACUUCGUUCAAGAUUAUUCCCCCUCUCCACCCCCAUGUAUCGUCCCACCCGACCCAGAACUCACCCCACUUGCAGAAACGAGCAUGCAUUCGCGGUAUUCGACAGAGGUGUUCGACGUUCUCCAGACUUACCGCGGUCUUCCACAACUGGAUAGACUGUUUUCAGAUUCUGCAGGGGAGACGACUAUCAAGAUGUCCCUCCGUGCAGAGGAUAGUGCUGCACCGCGUAAUGACCCCCGCUUCGUCCUGUGGGGGGAAAUACACGUGUCGUCUGAUCAGGAUGGUGAUGAUGUCUCCGCGUCACAGAGUAGCCGCGGUGGCUUGUCUUCCCCUUCUAACUCCCGCCGUGGUCGUGGACCUACAGAUGUGCCUACUGUUCGUAUCGAUGGGGAAGGCACGACAAGCAAGGUGCUCAUUGCAGCAACAAUCGAACGAUGGAUCGCCCAACUAACAAGCGAUCUCGAUUACGACGAACUACUCAACUUCUUCCUCACCUACCGAACAUACAUCUCUGCCGUCGACCUCUGCCAUCUCCUCAUCUGCCGUUUCCACUGGGCGCUGAGCGGUAAAGACGAUAUGAUACGGAAGAUUGUCCGCGUGCGGACGUUCGUUGCUAUCAGAUACUGGCUGUUGACGUUCUUCGUCAUGGACUUUUUGCCGAAUCAAGAGUUAAGGCUUUUGUUGGCAAGUUGGUUGAAUACGCUUGUGAAGGAUCCUAUUUUGAAGAAACAUCAGGAUGGUCUAAACAUCGUACGGAAACUCAUAAAAGUCGUCAAAGACUGCAAAGAAGCCCACACCCGCAGACACCGCUCUGGCUCCGUCUCCGCGCGCCAAAGCCUAAACAUCCCCACCAAACCCCGACCCACGCACGUCCUAGGCGAAAAAUUCGCAGAAGCCAUUUCCUCCAAACAGCAAGACGAUUCUGACGUAGACCUCGAUUUCGCACCCGACGAACCACCCGCACAACCUCAAUCUAUCUUCCACAGCGACAACAGCAACGCUUUUUCGUUCAACUCUGGCAGCGUGUCUUCUCCGCCUAGAGCUGCUGCAAUUCUACAACAGCCGUUGCAAAUAAACAUACUCCAACAAAGUCGAGCUUCUAUCUCUGCAGCUUCUUCCAACACAAACGAUACCACCCCUACGAACGGCUCCCCCCCUCCCAUUAUGUUCCCGCAGAGUGCGCUAUCUCGCGCGUUCGUGAAGACGAUCGGGCGUUUGGGAAGGUGGAAAAGAGUGUUAAACUCGAGACAGACUGUGGAUACGGGCCUUGCGGUUCCUGCGAAUGUGUCCGCAUUUGAUUUGGAGUUGAAUGCGACGGGGGAUUUAUUGAUGGUCAGGGGUGGUGUUGAGCAGUAUCUGAAGAUGAUUGAGCCGGCGGGGGGUGUGUGUAAGGUGGAGAAGGCAUUGGAUGGGGGUGCGUAUUCUGUGCUUGGGAGUCAGAGUCAGAGUGUGGUGGAGAGUGCGGUCAAGGGGCUUGAGGCGAAGCUGGAUCUACCGUCGACGCAGACACUUUUACGGGCUGUUACGGAAGUUGAGGAGGAGGAGGAACGGGAGAGUGCAGAGGUGGGUUCUUUGGGUGAUAAGCGCGUGUCAAUACAGGAAAAACGCCAAUCCACGCAGGAGAGACGCCAAUCCAUGCAGGAGAGACGUCUAUCGACGCAGGAGAAGCGUCAAUCCACUCAGGAGAGACGCCAAUCCAUGCAAGAGAAGCGCUUAUCCAUAUCGUCAGUCUCCCGCACGUCCACGCGCACGCACUCAACGGACUCCUUCGGCUCCAUCUUAUCCUCACGAUCACGAAUCAACCCGCUCGUAGCGCAAGUACAAGCCCAGCCACCAUGGCGAUUCGACGUUGUCUCCAUCGACGACCUCGAUCUUUCAGAUACCUCUUCCGAGGCGCACGCUGAGAACCCACCCGCACCACCAGGUCUGCGCAAGCCCCCGCGUCGACUACCGCUAAGACGGGACUUCGAGUUCAUACGCCGGUCGGUGGAAAGCGUUUCCUCGAUGGGGAUCCGCUCGCGGGACUCGGUAGCCUCGGGUGGAUCUGCUGUGUCGUCUGCGUCUGCUGGAGCUGCACUGGGGAAUGGUAUCCAGCAGUGGCAGAUGAAUGCGCUCGUGGAUUCGUUGAGCGACGAUGAGGACAAUGGAGGCGUUGAAGAAGCACUGAGGCGUCUUGAAGGCCAGAUCAAUCCUCAAAAACGGAAGGAAAAAGCGAAGAAGGUGGAUGGGUGGGUGCGCACUAUUCAGGAGCGGUUGGCUGUGGGUGAUUUUGGGGAUGAGCAGCCGAGGUUUUUUGGGUUGGAUAGUGAGGAUGAGGAGGAAGAGGAAGAUUAUGAGAUCGAUCAACAUGAGACUGGGGCAUUGAGUGUGGAUGAACAGACGCUUGUUGGCACUGCAUCGCAGGUGACGAAUUCGGGGGCUACGACGACGGAGGACUUUUUCCGCUCGGGAGGGUUGGAGUUGGCGCCCGGAACGUUUGAAUCCAUGUUUGGAGGAUCAGGACCAAGCUCGCCUCCUGUAAGGCUGAGCGAUUUGAAACCUGCGCCUGAAGAUGCUGUUCCAUUGGAGAUUUUGCAGAGCAGGGUACCAUCAAGACCGUCUACGUCCCAUGGCUCACCUACAGCGUCCCCCUUCAUAAUAUCCUCUCCAUCCAAAUUCAUAUCCCCUGGUCGAAAACAGCACCGGAGCUGGAUCCUGAACGUGAGCGCCGACACGAUCGUACAACAUUUUUCGAUGAUCGACCGAGAGCUUUUCUUGGGGGUGAAGCCUGAAGAAUUAAUCUUGGACGAUUGGAUGUCGUGUCAGGAGGUGAAUGUGUUGGACUGGGCACAGUAUCUCAAGGACCGGGCGCGUUGGAAAGCCGAGUCGCGGUGGAGCCAGAAGACGAGCGCAUUGGCUGCUGUUCGUGGGCGGUUUAACCUGCUUGCGAAUUUCGUGGUCGCCGAGAUCGUGAUGACGCAUCCGAACGACAGAGCGAUGUUAGUGAGCAAGUUUAUUCGUGUCGCCUUUAAAGCGUAUGUCCAGAGUAAUUUCAACACAUUGGCGGCUAUCAUCGCUGGUCUGCAAAACGAGUGGGCUGCGAAGGCUAUGCAUCGGCAUUGGGCGCGCGUGAGGUUGUGGGAGAAUGGGGUGUUUCAAAAGCUAAAGCAAUUCGUUUUGCCGCACGAUGAUUUCAAGGCUAUGCGCGACGCUAUCGCUUCCAUGGUAGACUCAAAGACCCUGAAUGUGACGACGCGGACGUCUACGGUCUUGAGUAACAGCAGUACAGACCUACCAUCGGGGAAAUCAAGAGGUGCCAACGAUACCAAGACGCCAUCAGCCUGCGUCCCAUUCAUCGGGGUCUAUCUUUCCCAACUAUACCGUUAUAGCAGACUCCCUGACCUAAUCGACCCAACCUCACCUCAUGACCCCGUCGGCAUCGACUCCCAAACCGUCAACUUCGAGUCCCCAGCCCACCCAGAAGUAUUCGAUUCGCUGACGCCUCUCCCGCCUUCGAUGCAGCUGGAGCCUUUGAUAAACGUGCAUAAGCAGCGGCUUAUUGCGGGCGUGAUCAAGGAUUUGGUGAGUGGGCAGCAUCUUGCGAGUCGGGUUCAGUACCCGGUCGAUAAGAAGUUGUUUGGGAAGUGUCUUAGGGUGAGGGGGCUUGACGGGGAGACGAUGCAGAUGGCGUAUGGUAUGUAUGCGGAGUCAGAGACGGGGGUGACGGUGCGUCCGACGGGGUAUCUCCCUUUGUAGGGGGUGUUAUGCGGGAUGUUGCUCUCUAUACUGGGAAUUGUUUAUCUUGUGGUUUUGUUCUUCGACAUUCUCUUAUUUGAUUUCAUGCGCAAUACGGAUAUAGAGGUUUUUUUUUCGAUAUUUGUUGUAUUGACAAGAAUAAUGUACACAAUACAUAGUUGGGAUUGAGGUCCCGCGGGGAG
Suillus clintonianus is the source of this 5025-nucleotide messenger RNA. RefSeq lists its product as uncharacterized. The transcript has 5 exons. Bases 77 to 4843 code for a protein of 1588 amino acids. Gene Ontology annotation, molecular function: guanyl-nucleotide exchange factor activity. The record is from RefSeq and is a predicted model, not a curated record. Gene Ontology annotation, biological process: Ras protein signal transduction; positive regulation of GTPase activity. Lineage: Eukaryota; Fungi; Basidiomycota; Agaricomycetes; Boletales; Suillaceae. Gene Ontology annotation, cellular component: plasma membrane.